UUUUCCAUUUAAAAGGCAUGUUGACAUUUGGUAGACAGAAUGCGUCAGAGAAGAACAUCGAGGACGCCGACGGUCACGAACUUUCGGUGCAAUUUUUCCCAAUUUCCCAAAAUUCACUUUUUCCCAAACUUCUCCUUUUCCUUUCUUUAAUUCCCCAUUUCCACCCUCUCUCUUCGCCGCAUCACACUCAUCUUCCAAAUCCCAAAUGGACCUUUACACCGCCACCGCCGCUUCUCUUCUCCGCCACUCCUCUCCUUCCUCCCACCACUUCCUUCACUUCUCCUCUUCCCCUCCGUCGCAAACUCCCCCCGCAGUCUCCCCCUCCGACGAGUUCAACGAAUCCGAGCUCUUCUGGACUGCCGAUUUCGUCUCAUCAUCCAAUAACUCUUCCCGCUCUAGAAGAAUCUCUAGCGAUGAUCGCGCCUCCAGUUUCAUUCCUCCUCCAAACUCCGGCAUCCUCGCCGCUUUAUCUGAUGAUUCCAGUUACAAUCGGAAAAAGAGAAUCGGAACGAUUCUGACUCGAGAUACUUCAAUCACUAAAUCCCCAUCGUCGUCGAUGCGAUCAAUUCCAAGGCCGGUUCAGAGUAAUAGAGAUUACUCACAAUCCGUACCUUGUAGGAAAUUUCAGCAAUCAGCUCCGAUCAAAGUGCCGGAAGCGAUGAGGAAAGACAGGAAUAAUGGGGAGCAUGUUGAGAGAGAGGAGGAGGAAGAGGAGCAGAUGUUACCACCGCAUGAGAUAGUGAGGAGAGGCUCCGGCAUGUCGCCAAACACGACAUUUUCGGUGCUGGAAGGAGCGGGAAGGACGCUGAAAGGGAGGGAUCUUCGUCGAGUUAGAAACGCCGUUUGGCACAGAACAGGUUUUGUUGAUUGAAAUUUGGGGUUUGGUUUGACUUUGAAUUUUGAACUCCGGCGAUCUUCUUCCUCAGCUACAUCCGCUUUUUUUCUUUCUUUUUUGUGUAGAACUGGAAAAGGGGAAGCGUUUUUCUUCCUCCUCCUCCUCCUCCUCCUCCUCUGUUCGAUCAGUUUUUAGCUUUUCAUAGAUGUGAGGAAUAAAAGGAAUCAAUCCAGAAAUUUAGCUCAAAUUAUAGGUCGCCGUCUGUGAUCGAUACUUCUUGUUCUUUUGUUCUUUUGUGUUUUUCUUUUUCCAAUUCUUACCGAAUACAUUACUAUUGAUCUA
This is a messenger RNA of Cucumis melo (muskmelon), 1177 nucleotides long. RefSeq lists its product as uncharacterized. The transcript has a single exon. NCBI's taxonomy places the organism in Eukaryota, Viridiplantae, Streptophyta, Magnoliopsida, Cucurbitales, Cucurbitaceae. Bases 206 to 871 code for a protein of 221 amino acids. The record is from RefSeq and is a predicted model, not a curated record.